AUGUCACUAGCAAGUGCAUCUAGAAAAAUAGAUUCUGAUGGUGAAGGUCAUCGACCUGAUUUUAUGCUCACUAUUGAUCUUAAUGGAUAUAACAAAUUUGAAAUCUUGUUUGGUCUUUUCAAAUCACCUAGCAAAGGCAAUUCACAAUUGGUAAAUGUUGACUUGGUUGAUUUGGGAGUUCUCAUGAAAGACUCACUUGAUGAUAUCUAUGGCAAAGGAGUUGAAUUGGAAAUGGUUGUCUUUGGAAUUCACUCAUUUGGUUAUAAUAUUAGAAUUUAUGCAAUGGAUCUGUCAUAUGAUGGUGUGUACAGGAUGUUUUUAUUGGGUGAAUUUGAAUUGCCAAGGAGCAAUCUUAGUCUUUGUUUGGUAGAAGUCAUCUUAUAUGAAAUUGUAAAUUUAAAGAAGAAUUUAUUGAGAGGCUUUCACCCUAUGUAUCCAACCAUCACUAAUAAUAAUGAGAAAACUCCAUCAAAAAAGAUUAUGAUGAUGAGAAAGACAUUAGCAACUCCUCAAAAGGUUAAUGUUAAUAAUAUAAAAUAA
Molecule: messenger RNA, 540 nt
Organism: Entrophospora sp. SA101
Lineage: Eukaryota; Fungi; Glomeromycota; Glomeromycetes; Entrophosporales; Entrophosporaceae
Source: the annotation of a GenBank genome assembly